This is a messenger RNA of Mytilinidion resinicola, 432 nucleotides long. RefSeq lists its product as uncharacterized. The transcript has a single exon. NCBI's taxonomy places the organism in Eukaryota, Fungi, Ascomycota, Dothideomycetes, Mytilinidiales, Mytilinidiaceae. The record is from RefSeq and is a predicted model, not a curated record. The coding region runs from base 99 to 317 and encodes 72 amino acids.
UAAAUUCCCUAUCCCGGGCUUUCACGGCCGCUGACGUUUGUUGCUGGUGUUGGCUAUUGCACAAAAUCUUUCCCUUUUGCUGUCCUUCAGCUUUCUGUAUGUUACUACAUGGCACUCGGCGUUGUCCAGUUGGACCCUUGGUUUAUUUGCUUUUAGCUCCAUUUGGAGUAGGUGCUCAGACAUGCGCAUUACUGCUUUAUUUUCUGGGUUCUCAUUUUUACCUUUUGCCCUUUUGCUUGCGCCGCAAAUACAUACUCCGCUCUCGGAGAUGUUGUGGGCGCCUCAUGUCCUGUCUCUCAGAUUGUUCGCGCCGAUGAACAAAGUCCAAGUUGCGCUUGUUCAAUCAUACGCUUCUUACUUUGGUUGACUGUGAUUUGCUGGGCUUUGCAGCUUGCGAUUGACGCUGUGAACGCUUAGACUAGAGGACCCUAU